Messenger RNA from Meyerozyma guilliermondii ATCC 6260, 1107 nucleotides. It is a transcript of the gene MSW1, whose product is annotated as tryptophan--tRNA ligase. Gene Ontology annotation, molecular function: tryptophan-tRNA ligase activity; ATP binding. Bases 1 to 1107 code for a protein of 368 amino acids. The record is from RefSeq and is a predicted model, not a curated record. Lineage: Eukaryota; Fungi; Ascomycota; Pichiomycetes; Serinales; Debaryomycetaceae. Gene Ontology annotation, cellular component: mitochondrion; mitochondrial matrix. Gene Ontology annotation, biological process: mitochondrial tryptophanyl-tRNA aminoacylation. The transcript has a single exon.
AUGGUUACUUACCAACGAUUUUCAUGUUUUCGAAGAGCAUUGUCUAGUUCAGUAGCGAGCGACGUGACGGUUCCGCCCAACUCUACAGUAUUUUCACUCAUCCAGCCUACAGGCCGAAUCCAUUUGGGUAAUUACUUGGGUGCUAUCAAAAACUGGAAAACUCUCACCAACUCACCUUCGUCAAAUUCUCGAUAUAUUUUCGGUGUGGCCGAUCUUCAUGCUUUAACUGGUCUCAAGGACGCCAAGCUACUCCGCCAGUACAGAUAUGAGGCAAUUGCAAGCAUAAUGGCCGGAGGACUCGACCCUGAAAAAUGCAUCUUGUAUCACCAGUCAUCGGUCAAACAACAUACCGAGCUUGCGUGGAUCCUUAUGUGCCAAGCGAGUAUAGGUGGACUUCAUCGUAUGACUCAGUGGAAACUGAAAGCUCAAAGUCAGGCCGGGAGUCUGGUUUUUGACGAUAAAGUGGUGACCAACUCCAGUGCUGGAUUUUUCACUUAUCCGGUACUUCAAGCCGCCGACAUUCUUCUCUACAAAUCCACCCAUGUACCUGUUGGAGAGGACCAGACACAGCAUCUUGAAUUGUGUCGUAACUUGGCUGGCUCGUUUAACCAUUCGUUUAAAAGUGACGUCUUUCCAAUGCCACAAACGCUAGUCACCCCCACAAAAAAAGUCCUCUCGCUUCGGGACCCGCUGAAAAAAAUGUCCAAGUCCGACGCUGACCAACAUUCAUGCGUGUAUGUCACCGAUGAACCCGAUAUCAUUGCCAAAAAAAUCCGUAGAGCUGCCACAGACUCGAUUCAAGGUAUCAGUUUUGAUCCUGUAAACAGGCCUGGAGUAUCCAACUUGAUUACGGUGGUUUCUGGACUUUUGAACAAGUCUAUUGAAGAUACGCUAAAAGCAAUGAGUUCCGUCAAAGAUCACAAACAAUUGAAGGAUUUUGUUACAGAGGUGAUAGUAGAGGAGUUUAGUGAGAAGAGAAGACUAUACGAUGAGCUCAUGAAAAAUCGCGACCAUUUGGAAAAAGUGUGCAAGAAUGGCACCAAUAGAGCAAACGAAAUAGCCGAGCGGAACAUGAAGGAGAUUCGAAGGUGCGUGGGGUUGGAUUAA